GGGCAUUUUUCUGAGCUCCAUUGUGAUCCAGCCCACUUCUCCUUCACAGGUACCACGGACACAGACCUCUCGGCCGGAAUCUCCAGGGAUGACCAGCCCCUCCCCACGCAUCCAGAUAAUCUCCACCGACUCUGCGGUAGCUUCACCUCAGCGAAUUCAGAUUGUAACAGACCAGCAGACAGGACAGAAGAUCCAGAUAGUCACCGCAGUGGACGCCUCCGGAUCCCCCAAGCAGCAGUUCAUCCUGACCAGCCCAGAUGGAGCUGGAACUGGGAAGGUGAUCCUGGCUUCCCCGGAGACAUCCAGUGCCAAGCAGCUCAUAUUCACCACCUCGGACAACCUUGUCCCUGGCAGGAUCCAGAUCGUCACGGACUCUGCUUCUGUGGAGCGCUUGCUGGGUAAGGCCGACGUCCAGCGGCCGCAAGUGGUAGAGUACUGCGUGGUCUGUGGCGACAAAGCCUCCGGCCGGCACUAUGGGGCUGUCAGUUGUGAAGGUUGCAAAGGUUUCUUCAAAAGGAGUGUAAGGAAAAAUCUGACCUACAGUUGCCGGAGCAACCAAGACUGUAUCAUCAAUAAACACCACCGGAACCGCUGUCAGUUUUGCCGGCUGAAAAAAUGCUUAGAGAUGGGCAUGAAGAUGGAGUCUGUGCAGAGUGAACGGAAGCCCUUUGAUGUGCAACGGGAGAAACCAAGCAAUUGUGCUGCUUCAACUGAGAAAAUCUAUAUCCGGAAGGACCUGAGAAGUCCUCUGAUAGCCACUCCCACGUUUGUGGCAGAUAAAGACGGAGCAAGACAAACAGGUCUUCUUGAUCCAGGGAUGCUUGUGAACAUCCAACAGCCUUUGAUACGUGAGGAUGGUACAGUUCUCCUGGCCACGGAUUCCAAGGCUGAAACAAGCCAGGGAGCUCUGGGCACACUGGCAAAUGUAGUAACCUCCCUUGCCAACUUAAGUGAAUCCCUGAACAAUGGUGACACUUCGGAAAUGCAGCCGGAGGACCAGUCUGCAAGUGAGAUUACUCGGGCAUUUGAUACUUUAGCUAAAGCACUUAAUACCACAGACAGCUCCUCACCUCCAAGCCUAGCAGAUGGGAUAGACGCCAGUGGUGGAGGGGGCAUCCAUGUCAUCAGCAGAGACCAGUCCACACCCAUCAUCGAGGUCGAAGGGCCCCUCCUUUCAGACACUCAUGUCACAUUUAAGCUCACGAUGCCCAGCCCGAUGCCAGAGUACCUCAACGUGCACUACAUCUGCGAGUCAGCAUCCCGCCUGCUUUUCCUCUCCAUGCACUGGGCCAGGUCAAUCCCAGCCUUUCAGGCACUUGGGCAGGACUGCAACACCAGCCUGGUGCGGGCCUGCUGGAACGAGCUCUUCACCCUCGGCCUGGCCCAGUGUGCCCAAGUCAUGAGUCUCUCCACUAUCCUGGCAGCCAUUGUCAACCACCUGCAGAACAGCAUCCAGGAAGAUAAACUUUCUGGAGACCGGAUAAAGCAAGUCAUGGAGCACAUCUGGAAGCUUCAGGAGUUCUGUAACAGUAUGGCGAAGCUGGAUAUAGACGGCUAUGAGUAUGCAUACCUUAAAGCUAUAGUUCUCUUUAGCCCCGAUCAUCCAGGUUUGACCAGCACAAGCCAGAUUGAAAAAUUCCAAGAAAAGGCACAGAUGGAAUUGCAGGACUAUGUUCAGAAAACCUACUCAGAAGACACCUACCGAUUGGCCCGGAUUCUUGUUCGCCUGCCGGCACUCAGGCUGAUGAGCUCCAACAUAACAGAAGAACUUUUUUUCACUGGUCUCAUUGGCAAUGUGUCGAUAGACAGCAUAAUCCCCUACAUCCUCAAGAUGGAGACAGCAGAGUACAAUGGCCAGAUCACCGGAGCCAGCUUAUAGUGCGUACCGCACACCUGCAGAGAAGCAAAAGGAUCCUCCCAGGACCACUCGGAUACAGAGAAAAUAAAGUAGUGGUAUUUUGGUAUGUGCAAAUAUUUCCAGUAUGUUAGCCAUUUCCUACCUGGUUUCUUCUUAUCUGUUAAUCCCAGACAAUAGCAACUAAAAGACUAGUAGGAUCCUUUCCUGCCAUAAGAAAUGUUAUAAUGCCUUUUGAUGAAGGAGAUUUUGAAACAAUCUUUUAACCCAGUUUGUAUUUAGAAAUCCUCAAAGGGCAAAAAACAGAGUUUUAUAAUGUCAGAGACUGGUAUUAAACAAAACAAAAAGAACCUAAGAGAACAGUAUGUGUGUAUAUAUAUUAAAAAUGUCCUUGGAAUUAAUAGCUACUAAUUACCAGGGUAAUAAUAUUAGCACUUUCUAAGCACUUCUUAUCAAUGCGUAAUGUUAGCAACAUCUUGCCCUCGGGCAGGACAAAUGGAAAACUGUAUAUGUCUUUUGCCGAAAUGCUAGUAAUUUCUGUGAAAACGCACUAGGGUACAGGAGACAAUCAUUUAUGUUUAAGAAAAGAUGGCAUCAUUCCUAAUUGUAUGCACACACUUGUGGUGUUGAACUAAAUUCCUAUGAACGAAUGAAAAUGUGGCUCAUCUGUAUGAUGCAGUAAGUGGGAGUGUGGAGGCACAGUCGGGGGUGACCCAAACCAGAAGCUUCCUCAGCUGUGAGGUGAUGAUGCUUGUCAGCUUCCUUGACCUCUGGUUCUGGUCUGUGACUGGCAUCUGCAGGCUCCUCCAAACCUGGGGCUCUCUUCUGAUGACUGGUUCUCAGAAUUGGAUUACAACCAGUCAGACAUUAACUGCCAAUUCCUUCAGCAACUGAAAACAUCCCCACAUCACCUCCACCACUCACGGCAGACAGAGCCUUCUGACCAAAAAGUGCAAGGUGGGCAUUUUGAACCCGACAGUAAUUCCUGAAUGCAGUCUGGGGCGCUGGCUCGU
Neomonachus schauinslandi (Hawaiian monk seal) is the source of this 2868-nucleotide messenger RNA. It is a transcript of the gene NR2C2, whose product is annotated as nuclear receptor subfamily 2 group C member 2. The record is from RefSeq and is a predicted model, not a curated record. The transcript has 13 exons. Gene Ontology annotation, molecular function: RNA polymerase II cis-regulatory region sequence-specific DNA binding; zinc ion binding; nuclear receptor activity. Lineage: Eukaryota; Metazoa; Chordata; Mammalia; Carnivora; Phocidae. Gene Ontology annotation, biological process: cell differentiation; anatomical structure development; positive regulation of embryonic development. The coding region runs from base 89 to 1879 and encodes 596 amino acids.